This is a messenger RNA of Manis pentadactyla (Chinese pangolin), 1951 nucleotides long. RefSeq names its product transcription factor CP2-like protein 1. NCBI's taxonomy places the organism in Eukaryota, Metazoa, Chordata, Mammalia, Pholidota, Manidae. Gene Ontology annotation, molecular function: RNA polymerase II cis-regulatory region sequence-specific DNA binding; DNA-binding transcription activator activity, RNA polymerase II-specific. The transcript has 15 exons. The coding region runs from base 78 to 1613 and encodes 511 amino acids. Gene Ontology annotation, cellular component: nucleus. Gene Ontology annotation, biological process: regulation of transcription by RNA polymerase II. The record is from RefSeq and is a predicted model, not a curated record.
AAGUGGAUGGCCCAGUGGGUCCAGUUCAAGCCAGUGAGGAGCUCUCUGUGUGUGGCUGGCCCCACCCCCUUUCCAAGAUGCUGUUUUGGCACAACCAGCCAGAGCACCUGUGGCCCAGUCCUGGGGAACUGUACCCUGGACUUCCAAACAGCUUGUUCAGGGAGUCCCUGCCCUUGCCCUACCUGAAGCAGGAGGAGCUGCCCCACAUCCCCAGUGCAGAGCCUCCUUGCUCCACAUUCCAGUAUGUGCUCUGUGCAGCCACCUCGCCGGCUGUGAGGCAGCAGGAGGAGACCCUCACCUACCUGAACCAGGGCCAGUCUUAUGAAGUGCGGAUGCUCUGCAACCUCAAGUUAGCAGAUGCCACCCAGUGGGCCCGGCUGUUGAAGAGUGUGGUGCGUGUGGUGUUCCAUGAUCGGCGCCUGCAGUACACGGAGCAGCAGCAGCUGGACGGGUGGCGGUGGAGCCGGCCAGGGGACCGCAUCCUGGACAUUGAUGUGCCACUGUCUGUAGGGGUGAUAGAGCCCCAGGUGCUGCCCUCCCAGCUCAACACGGUGGAGUUUCACUGGGACCCAAGCAAGAGGACCUCCGUCUUCCUGCAGGUUCACUGCAUCAGCACUGAGUUCACGCCUCGGAAAAAGGGUGGUGAGAAAGGUGUCCCCUUCCGCCUCCAGAUCGACACUUUCAAGCUCAGUGACAAAGAGCUUCCACCUGAGCACCUGCAUUCGGCUGGCUGUCUCAUCAAGGUGUUCAAGCCCAAAGGAGCUGACCGGAAGCUGAAAACUGACCGGGAGAAGAUUGAGAAACAGCCCCUGCAUGAGAGAGACAAGUAUCAGACUGCCUGUGAGAGCACAGUCUUUGUGGAGUGUUCACCAUGGCCAGAGCUCAGUGCAGGGCCCCACCAGCCUCUCAGUCCUCUCACUCUGACGUCCCCACACUCCUGCAAGCUCCUGUCCCCAGAGAGGCUCUGCUCCUCACCACCAUUCACCCUGGACACCUUGGGGGGCAGCCCAACUGAGGAUCUGAACCCUGGAGCCUCCAUCCUAGAGACGCAGCAGUGGUUGCACGGGCACCGGUUCUCCAGCUACUGCAGGAUGCUGGCCAAUUUCACUGGCACUGAUCUGCUGAAGCUUACCCGCCAGGACCUCAUCCAGAUCUGCGGGGCUGCUGACGGGAUCCGCCUUUUCAAUACUCUUAGAGACAGGUGCUGGGCACUGCCAACCAGGGUUCCUUUCCCACUAGUGGCACUUAGCAACUCAAUUAACUGCCACAUUUCAUGGAAUGUUCAAGCCAGAAGGCCCAUCCGUCACCGGCUGACAUUGUAUGUGGCUCAGGAGGCCCCCAGGAAAGAGAAUGAGGUUCCUAAGAACCCUGACUCAGGCUUUUAUCAAGAGAUCUCUCUGGAUGAACUCAGUGCUGUUGAGCUGAUGGAGAAACUGGCUGAGCUCUUGGCCCUCCCAGCCAAUCAGAUCCACCGCCUCUUCCACCAGGGUCCUGGGGGCAUCCUCAUUCUCCUCAGCGACCAGGUGGUUCGGAAUCUUAAGGAUGAAUCAUAUUUUGUGGCUGUGGUGAAGAAAGUGCAGAAUCCAGACGGCUACUACCUAGUUCUGACCUAGGCACAGGGGUGCCCCCAUUACAAGUGGUGGAGACUGGUGCCAGCCAGGUUCUCUGGGGCCGUGUUCACCAGCCUUGUUAAUAUCCUGGCUGCUUCAUCAGGCUGCAGAAGAGCCACACCUCAUGUGUCCUACCCCUGGAGAGGAUACAAGCAGCCCCCAGGAUCACAUUUCUGCACAGCAGCAACAGUCGUUGGAACCUGGGGCACAGACUCCCUGAGUUGAGCUGGCCAAGCCUGUGGGACAAAACACCUCGCAAUAGGUUAAGGAGCUUUUGCCCCAAGGUGUCCUGCUGAAUGAAUUACCUUUUUGAAAUUAAUAAAAAGUAACUUAGAAAGGUG